AUGCUGGUUGUACUCAACCUGCGAAUUUCAGCUAUGAAGCGUAAGUCUCAGCAAAGACUCCAUGGUCUGACGGUCGUGCCAGGUCUUACCCAAAGACCUAUCCAACCAGGACAUAGCUGGACAUAUCGUUGGACCGCCUCCCAGUACGGCACUUACUGGUAUCAUCCCACUCUCGGGGUGACAUGUCCGAUGGCCUCUACGGGCCCAUUUGGAUCAAUCUUCUGGGCCUUUCGUAACUCGAGCUAUCGUUCAGACUUAUACGGUAAAAUGUUAACUAUUUCCAGCUGUUCUGACCGUGUCCUCAUCAACGGGCGCGGUGCAGUCUAUUGCGCAGGGGCCGAAAAGGUCUCUAGUGUAGAACUUUCUUAUCUGAAGUCUUCAAUUGGCAAUCAGCCACUUACUGACAAGCGAUGCCUUCCCAACGUCUACGAAACGCAGGGCAACUUCCCUCCGACCUAUGAAGACAAAAUUCCAGCUGGACUAAAUUCCGGCUGUACUCCUACAACUGGUUUGCACGAGACCAUUGAAGUUGAUCCUAAUGCCGGCUGGGUCAGUCUUAAGUUCAUCAGUGCCGCGUCUAUCAAGGCUCUUAUGUUCUCUAUUGAUGAGCACCCGAUGUAUGUCUAUGAGGUCGAUGGUAACUACGUUGAGCCUCAGCUUGCUGAGAGUAUGAACAUCUUCAGCGGCGAGCGCUCCGCCGUGAUGAUCAAGCUCGACAAGGAUUUGAAGGAAUACACUAUUAGGGACACUCCGUCUCAGCCCUAUGUGGAUUACGGCGGAAGAAACACCUCUACCUCCGUCGUUGCCCUCGAAAUUAAGGGCAUUAAGAAUUACCCUGCUGUCACUAUCCCUCAGACUGCUGAUCAGCUUCUAACUGGGACGACCCGAUUGUCUAUAACAUCAACAAAGAACAAUCUGGAGCCGCAGGUUACCAUCCAAACCAAGAACGGAACCUGGGUCGAUCUGUUGCUCCAGUUGGGUGAAAUGCCCAACAGCCCUGCCAUCCAAGCCCCGCAUGUCAUGCACAAGCACUCCGACAAGGGUUUCAUCCUUGGUGUUGGUCCUGGGACCUCAUGGAUGAUGGUGCGGUACCAGGUUGUCAACCCUGGACUCUUCCUCUUCCACUGCCAUAUCCAUACUCAUAUGGCGAAUGGAAUGGCUGUUGCUCUACUCGAUGGUAUUGAAGUCUGGCCUCCGGUCCCCAAGGGUGAGGACCAGAGUCCCCAGCCUUGGACUCAUGGCUAG
Messenger RNA from Penicillium egyptiacum, 1245 nucleotides. The record is from the annotation of a GenBank genome assembly. Lineage: Eukaryota; Fungi; Ascomycota; Eurotiomycetes; Eurotiales; Aspergillaceae.